UGUUGCCAAAAAAAAAAAAAAGAGAGAGAGAAAAUCGAUUAUUUUACGCCUAAUGAUUAAUUUGCAAACCAGUAAACGUACAGAUCAAAUAGGAAGAUGAUGGAGAAUGACGAAAGGGUUCCAGAUGUUCACAAAGAAAAGAAAGAGAUGAGUCUUCAGGAAAAAAUCGACUACUUUGAUAGAGAAAUUCGUCUGCUUCAUCAGUUUUGCAUCAAUUCCGGAUACAACAAGCAGGAAAUUCGACAGUCAGCGAAGCCUUUCCUUCUUGCCACUGACCCUUUGGCGUGGCAGAAGACGAAAAGGAAGCUAAUACUUCUUGGUGUCAUUAUAGCCGCUUUUGCUGCGUUGUAUUAUUGUGAUCCAGCUUACAAGUUUGUUUUGGCUGUCAGCAGAAUCACGGCUAUAAAGCUGAUUCCUGUGUGGGAUUGGACCAAGAUUCACCAGUGGGAGUGUAUGGUUGACAACCCCCUGUAUGCUGGAGUUACACUUACAGAAGAAGACUGUGAUAUUUGUAAAGAUCUCUUGUCUGUGGAAAGAGUCACAAAUUUAAGUGUGAAGGAUUUCCAUGACAACUAUCUAAAGCCGGAGCUUCCCGUAAUUGUAGAGGAUGGGAUGAAGGACUGGCCAAAAGAGAAGCUACAAACAGACAUCCACACUCUCUACAAGGCUUACAAAGAGAAUAAAGCCCUUCAAAGGAACCCAGUCUGUGGAUUCCACACAGAUACAAAAUACAGCAACUUCCAGGUGUUUCUACAUCAAAUUGUUAACUCAGAUACACAGUCCUACACAGCAGACUGGGAAAACUGCUUAAAAGAAGGGGCUAAAGCCUUCCGAAGCUUCUAUCAGAGACCUUACUUCCUGCCUCAGACAGUAGAGAUAUCUGAUACUAAUUGGGUAUUUGUCUCGAAAGGAUCAGUAGAACACCAUUACGAUGUUCCACUUUCUAAUCCAUUCCUGAUGUUAAUACCCUUGAAGGGUCAGUUUGAGAUAGCACUUUCUCCAAGAGAACCUUGCUCCAAAGCUUGUGUGGAUGUUUCUGCGGACUUGCAUGAAGGAAAAAUAAUGAUAGUAAACAUGGCUGACUUGCUGUGGUUUAAAUCUUACCGACCCACUGGGUCAGGAGAAAAUAUUCUGAUAGGGGUUGGUGGAUCGUAUGAAUGAUGUUCAACUAAGAGUCAAUACAACAUACGCAAGGAGAUCUUUUGAAAUCAUGAACCAUUGAAUCAAAAUAAAACAGAAUAGAUUUG
This is a messenger RNA of Saccostrea echinata, 1247 nucleotides long. RefSeq lists its product as uncharacterized. The transcript has 7 exons. NCBI's taxonomy places the organism in Eukaryota, Metazoa, Mollusca, Bivalvia, Ostreida, Ostreidae. The record is from RefSeq and is a predicted model, not a curated record. The coding region runs from base 97 to 1161 and encodes 354 amino acids.